Messenger RNA from Cylindrotheca closterium, 2184 nucleotides. Lineage: Eukaryota; Bacillariophyta; Bacillariophyceae; Bacillariales; Bacillariaceae. The record is from the annotation of a GenBank genome assembly.
AUGCGGACCUUCAAGGGAAAAUGGGGACGAAAAAGCAAAGAUUCUGGCGGUACAGCAGACUUCGCUUACAUGUUUGUCAAGCCAACGCUUACUGAAGAGCAACAGCGAGAAAUGGAAAGGCAAAUCAGAGAAAGCAAAAUCAAUCAGGGUAGUUUGCUGGAAGCUGGAAAAGGAAGACCUUCUAGUGCUCCAACGCUGAAGCCAAUCAAGUCCAACGUGGGAACGAAUAUGCAAGCACUUCUCAAUGCUGAUCAAAAGAGAAUGACUGUUGCUGAAAAGCAAGAGUAUCUGAAGGGAAAAUACAAGGCAAAGCAUUACAUUGGAGACUUUGGCAAACUAAAAAAAGCCAAGCGAAAUCCAAAAAGCAAGGGCGAAAAGACUGAAAUACCGCCGGUGUCGCUGCGGAAGGUUUGCGCACCCCAGUUGAAAUUCGACUUGCGACAGUUUGCGCCGAAGGAAACAAAGAAAACUGAAUGGCAAAACAAAAUACUUAAAAAGGUCAUUGGAGCAUCUGUCGUUCUUCGAGACAAUUCCAAGAAAACAGAAGAUCGUCUCAUUGCCGCAAUGAAGCAAAUCAAACUUAAAUCUGGACAAGUCUUAUCAAAGCAAGGUGAAAUGGACGAAAAGGAUGAUAAAUACUAUGUUGUCGAAUCCGGAAGGCUCGAGUUUCAAGUGGAUGGGGUGACAGUGGACACUGCCGAAGCUGGAACUGCCUUUAAUGAAGAGCGCUUGUUAUACAGACAUGCCAAUAAUGCCACAAUCAAAGCAUCCGAAGAUACAAAACUGCUCGAGCUGGAUCAAGCGACUUUCCGAGGUAUCAUGCAGCAAGAAGAAAUCAAGGCACAAAAAGAGAAACCAAAACAAAAGGAAAAACCAAAACCCAAGCCUUUACCCGCGAAAAAGGAAAAGAGAAAGAAAACUCGAACCAUCGCUGGAGACUGGGAUUUAUCCGACUCUACAAUCUUUCAAGAGCAAGAAAAGGCUCGGUUUGGUGUCAAGAAGCAUGCAUCUUCCAAGGAAGAUCUCGAAUUUGUGCGGCUGCUUGGUGAGGGUCAAUUUGGUGAGGUUUGGCUUGUGGGAGCAAAACUACCAGAAUUUGAGGAGAAACAGCAGUAUGCUCUCAAAAUGCAGGAUAUUACUGAUGAUGAAUUGCGGGAAGAUCCGACAGAUGCAAUUUGGAAAGAAAUUACUGCUUUGAAGAUUGUACACCAUCCCUUUGUGGUGAAUCUGGUGCACGUCUACGAAACAGAGGAUUCGAUCGACAUGCUUCUCGGGCUGAUUCGGGGGACGGAACUUUGGGACGAGGUUCACAGGGAAGAUGAACCUGAUGUUUGGGUAUCCGGAUUCUCUGAGGCUCGAGCCCGUUUCUACACUUGUGUAUUAGUUGACACUUUGGCCUUUCUACACAAGCAUGAAUUUUGUUAUCGCGAUUUCAAGCCUGAGAAUGUCAUGAUUGAUGAGGAUGGGUAUCCCAUUUUGGUAGAUUUUGGUUUUGCAAAAUACGUAGCUGAAGGAGACAAGACAUUUACAUUUUGUGGGACUCCAAAUUACGUUGCUCCAGAGAUUAUUAAGCUCUCGGGGCACGAUCGGAAUGUCGACUACUGGGCACUUGGUGUGGUCAUUUAUGAGAUGGUUUGUGGAGAGAACCCAUUCUUCUACGAAGGCAUGGAGCAAUUUGCGCUUUACCAAGCAAUUACAGAUGAGGUACCCUAUGACAUGGAAGGUGACUAUACUAAGGAGGUAAUUGACUUGUGUCACAAACUGCUCGAAAAAGAUCCCACCAAAAGACUCGGUAGCAAUCAUCCUCAUGAUAUUUUGGAGCACAACUGGUUUCGUGGCACACCUGAUCUCAGCGAGUACAGAGCCAAGAAGGUGGCUCCUCCACCUCUUAUUGAAGAAACAAUCUCUUUUGAGGAAGAAGAAUCUGAAUCCGAAGACGAGACACCAAUCGAGGCUAGCUUGCUAGAAGAUGAUGUGGAUGGAAACAACUUAGAAGAAGAGCUAGAUCUGUUCAAGGAGGAAGAGAAGCCAAAACCAAAAAUUAAGUUGGUGCCGUUCAAAGCCACCAACAAGGGUGCUUUGAAAGGGUACUAUGCAAAAGAAAAGACAAAAGAGGAGAAAUAUAGUUCAAAAGAACGGCGUGCCAUGCUUUCUGGCACGCUUGAAGAUAUUGAAGACGAAUAA